AUGCACGAACGUCCAACAGGUCGUCAAGUGAGUUAUACUCACAACGCUGGUAUAUUAUGGGCACUCACCCCUACCGUUCCGAGUCGCUGUGAGGUGAGGGGCACGUCACCCGCGCGCCCUCUAUGGGCGACAACACAAGCAGGAACUCCUGGCACUUUGUCACUGACACUGCGCCCUCUGGAGGCGAGAACGCGCACUAGAGCAGUGUACACAGAAAACUACGCCCUCUGCGGGCAUAACACGAACUAG
Messenger RNA from Arctia plantaginis, 249 nucleotides. Lineage: Eukaryota; Metazoa; Arthropoda; Insecta; Lepidoptera; Erebidae. The record is from the annotation of a GenBank genome assembly.